GCAUCCUUGUGGCCUUGAAAAAUCCUGCAAAAAUGUCUCUGUACCCAUCUCUUGAAUACCUGAAGGUAGACAAAGUUAUUCAGGCUCAAACUGCCUUUUCUGUAAACCCUGCCAAGCCAGCAAUUUUGUCUGAAGCUUCUGCUCUCAUCUCUCAAGAUGGAAAUCUCUAUCCUAAAUUGUAUCCGGAGCUCUCCCAGUACAUGGCCCUGAGUUUAAAUGGAGAAGAAAUCCGUGCAAAUAUGACCUCAGUCCCUGGAGCAUCAGUUCAGGGAUUGGUAGCAAGACCUUCCAGUAUGAACUAUAUGGUGGCUCCUGUAACUGGUAACGAUAUUGGAAUUCAUAGAGCAGAAAUUAAGCAAGAGAUUCGUGAAGUCAUUUUGUGUAAGGAUCAAGUUGGAAAAAUUGGGCUCAGACUCAGAUCAAUAGAUAAUGGUAUAUUUGUUCAGCUGGUCCAGGCAAAUUCUCCAGCCUCACUGGUUGGCCUGAGAUUUGGGGACCAAGUACUCCAAAUCAGUGGGGAAAACUGUGCAGGCUGGAGCUCUAAUAAAGCACACAAGGUCCUCAAACAGGGUUUUGGAGAGAAGAUUACUAUGACUGUUUGUGACAGGCCCUUUGAAUGGACAAUUACCAUGCAUAAGAAUAGUACUAGACAUGUUGGCUUUAUCUUUAAAAAUGGAAAGAUAACAUCCAUAGUGAAAGAUAGUUCUGCAGCCAGAAAUGGUCUUCUCACAGAACAUAACAUCUGUGAAGUCAACGGGCAGAAUGUCAUUGGGCUGAAGGAGUCUCAAAUUGCCGACAUACUGUCAACAUCUGAGACUGUAGUUACUAUUACAAUCAUGCUUUUAUCUUUGAACAUAUUAUUAAAUGGAUGGCACCUAGCAUUAUGAAAAGCCUGAUAGAUCACACCAUUCCUGAGGUUUAA
Mirounga angustirostris (Northern elephant seal) is the source of this 922-nucleotide messenger RNA. RefSeq names its product syntenin-1-like. The transcript has a single exon. Bases 33 to 887 code for a protein of 284 amino acids. Gene Ontology annotation, biological process: positive regulation of transforming growth factor beta receptor signaling pathway. NCBI's taxonomy places the organism in Eukaryota, Metazoa, Chordata, Mammalia, Carnivora, Phocidae. The record is from RefSeq and is a predicted model, not a curated record. Gene Ontology annotation, cellular component: plasma membrane; cytoplasm. Gene Ontology annotation, molecular function: syndecan binding.